CAGCUCCGCGGCCAUGUGCGCGGGGGCGGAGCGGUUCCGCCGGCCAAAGGCAACCGCAGUCAGCGCUGGUCGCCCGGGCGGGGAUGCUGCGCUACAGCUCGGGGCUCACCCUCACCGCCACCACCCCCCGGAGGUCGGCCGGCAGCGACGGCCGCGCCCGGCGGAAGAUGAAUGUCUGUAGGUUACGCUUAACGGUACCACCUGAUGAAAGCUCACAGCCUGAACAGGGCAUGAAGGAACCAGAAAGAAAGAAAAAUCAAAAAAGUGGGCUGUCAAGAAGCCAUAAAGGGAAUUUGCUUCUGUAUGUGAUGGAGAGAAUCAAGCAGAAACUUGUCAGGCCUGGAUCAAAGAAUGAGCUCUACCAUGUACCAAAUGGCAUGUCUCCGGGGAAGCUCUCUCAUGGGAUGGUGUACGGCGUCGUGCACCGAACUGACAACAACCAUAAGAGAGAAAUGGUGGUUUAUGGCUGGUCAGCUGAUCAGCUGAAAGAGGAGAUGAACUACAUUAAAGAAGUGAGAGCAACUCUGGAAAAAGUAAGAAAGAAAAUGUAUGGUGAAUAUGAUGAAAUGAAACGAAAAAUACAGCAGCUUACAAAUGAACUGAAAGUGACAAAUGCUCAUCAGGAAUCCUUAGAGAAUCAUGUGCGAGUGCAGGCUGCAGCCUUAGAUAGCUUUAGUGAAAUGAACAGCUCCUUGACAUCAGCAUCAAUAGACUUGCAGAAAACUCUAGUGGAUGUUACAUUGGAGAACACCGACAUAAGGGAACAAAUAAGGAAUUUAAAACAUACACAUGAGCAAUCUAUGGAAAAGCUGAGAGAGAAGCAAAAGCAACUGGAAACAGCACAAAUUGAAAAUCAGUUACUGAAAUUAAAGGUGGAAUCAUCACAGGAAGCCAAUGCUGAAGUCAUGAGAGAGAUGACAAGAAAACUGUACAGUCAGUAUGAGGAAAAAAUGCGAGAAGAGGAACAAAAACAUAAAGCUGAAAAAGAAAUCCUCCUAGAGGAAACAAAUCGGCUUCUCAAGGCUAUUGAAGAGGCAAAUAAGAAAAUGCAGAUUACAGAAACAAGCAUACAGGAAAAAGACCAGAGAAUUGGUGAGCUGGACCGGCUGAUUGAGCGCAUGGAAGAGGAGCGUCACCAGCUGCAAAAGCAACUCGAACUAAAUGAAAUACAAAUAUCUGGAGCAAAAUCUGAUAACAACUCUGACAGUGAAAGGUCACAGCAUUUGGAGGAGGUAGCAGCUAGCCUAAGAGAGCGAAUCAAACAUCUGGAUGAUAUGGUUCACUGCCAACAGAAGAAAGUCAAGCACAUGGUUGAGGAGAUUGAAAUGCUAAGGAAGAAAGUAAAAGAAAAGGAAUUAUUUAUAAUACAGCUUUUAGAAAAAAUCUCUUUCUUAGAAUGUGAGAAUAAAGAAUUACAAGAUAAAUUGGACUACUUAAUGGAAAACCAUCCAAAGACCAAUAUAGAAACCAGAGAUACUGGUGUAGAAUGUGAUCUUCCAUACAGGAAAUUCAUUGCUAGGCUUCCAGAUAAGGGUAAGAAGAUCUCCGAUUUUGCUGAAAAGCUGACACUUGCCAUUUUACAAGAGGAAGAAUUAGCGAGGACGGCUGAGCUAUUGUCUGCUGUCAGGUUGGAGUUUCAGGGGAAACAGGAGGAGAUUAUUACAAGCAAGCAGCAAGUUAUCCUAAACGAGGACACGCUAAGCAAUGAAGAUUCCACAGUCUUUAAUGAAAACUCUAAUAUUAAAGAAAUUUUUGAGAUUUCUUCCCAAAGGCAGGCGGCAGAAUGUGUUGAGCAAGAUGCCACAAAUACAGCUCUGGAAAAUGAAAGGACUCAGAGGAAAAAUGAUGAAGUAAAGACUGUUACAAAAGAUCAGAAUCUUUCUUGUGAAGUCAUCUCCAAGUCAGCCACAAGCAGUCAUCUGAAAAACGAUCAGCAGGUGUUUCAGAGCAAUACUAAGGAUGGUACAGAAAGAACAGCUGCUUUGGACAGCAGUAAAGAUGCGUUGGUUGAUGCCUUUCAAAAAGUUACAAUUGUAGAUGGGGAUAGUAGUGAAAAAAUAUUGGAAAAACACCAGAAUGUGGCUAAACAUAAGGGCAAUAUCUUUGGAAGCCUGCACCCGAAGACACCACAUUAUAUUGAAGUUCUAGAGUCUAGAGCCAAGAACCCAGUCAUUAAAAAAAGCAAAUUUAAAACAAAUGUAUUAUCAGGAGAGCAGAGUGGAUCAUCGCAUGGUUCCUCAUCCAGUCAGUCACCUGGGGGAUCUGGCUCUCCAAUUACUACUGAAGAAAGACGACUUAGAGAUAAGAAACAUUUGAAUGACAUAACAGCAGCUCGGCUGCCACCGCUUCACCAUUCCCCAGCUAAGCUGUUAUCCAUAGAGGAAUCCAUAGCAAUUCAGAUACAGCAAAAAGAAGCUUAUGAGGAAAUGCAAGCUAAGCUUGCAGCACAGAAGCUUGCAGAGAGAUUGAAUAUAAAAAUGCUCAGGUUUGAACCAGAGGGGGAGGCCUCAAUGCAAUACAGAGAAGUGAGAGAUGAAGAUUAUUUUUCAGCAGAGGACUGAAUGCAAGAAGGGAUGUCUGAGGUUGAGCCACGUAACUGAUCUUUAUACAGUACUUCUUAAAACCCAAACCUGGAUAUUGAGAAUGCUUGAUCUAAUAAAUUUUUUUCUUAAGAUUUUAACAUUACAGUUAUGGGGAAGGUUCAAUAUUAACUUCAUAAAUAUAAAUUUUAUUAAGUGGCAACCCUGGUGUUACCUGGGGACUGCUUUUUGAGCACCCAAGUUAAUCAGUUAGUCCUUGUGGAACGUCCCAUAGUUUUCAGCUACAGCGAAGUGAGCUCUUUGGAGGCUAUGGUAAGUCAGCGGUAAGAGAAGGUUUCUUCUGCACAGAAGUGUGGUUGCAAAGGGCAUUGGAGCACUCGUCCGUAAAGUAGGCUAAAGUGCCUGUGAACUGCCUGCAUGUAUGAAAGCUCUUGUCUUGUAUAAAUGUGAGAUACUUUUAUCUGUUUAAGAUUAUCUUGCUUUUACCAUACAGUGAGAAUACAUCCCCAGACAGCUACAAUAAACGCGUGAAAGGCAGUAAGUUAGCUUCUUAUCUCAUGAGAACUUCUUUCUGUACCUGCACCUUAAAAUAACACUUUCUGCGCUUAUGUUGUAAAUAGAUUAAGAAUUUCAAGUUAUUUUGUAACUCAAAUUCUGUUUGGGAUUUAAGGGACUGCCAUUUCAUUUGUGGUGAUUACUGCAAAGCACAUCAAGAGAUCAAGUUCAUCUGAAGACUUUUAAUAUUUUUAUUAAAGGUCUGGUGUUCUUCCAUAUUUUUGUACACCACUUUCGUACUUUGGAAUACUAUUUUUUCAUAGUCUGAUCCUGUAAAUUAAGAGAUCUGGUUUUCUUGGAGAAAAUGUUUUGUGUAUUUUGCAGUUUUAGCUGUUCUUUGAAGAUAAAAAAAUAAUCUUCCUUAUAAUAACAUUUUCUGCCUUUUAAUGUGAGUUUUGAAAGAUAAGGAACACACCUGAGAAGUAUUUCACAAUGAUAUUCCAGCCCUAGUAUGAGUUCAGUUCUAAAAAACAAACCUCAGAGAUUCCUCAUAUAGCGUGGUAGCGCUUGUUUUCCAAGCUGCUGCAGCAGCAGUGUGUGCAGGGCAGCUGCGUGUGCAAGGCUCGCCCUGGCUGUGUACAUAUUCCUGCAGGAAUGGUGUCUCUGGAAACUCCAGAUGUGAGUCAUUCAGAAAGCUGCAUGAUACCAUCUAGAAAUGGGGAUGAAAGUUUCUGCCACUUCUUGAGCGCAUAUAGCACUUUACUAGCAGGCAGUAACUCUCCCCCACGUGCCCCACGAGCUCUCCCGCGCAAUCCCUGUGGCACAGUCCAUACCCUGGCAAUGCACUUUCACAGGUGGAACUGCUGCUAAGCUAACAUGUGGUAUUUUUUGAUUAGGUCAUCUGUGAUGCUUGUUUCCCUUACCCUUUCCUCUCACAGGUUUCUUGUUCUCCUUGUUCAUUGGCUUCUCAUCAGCUGUCUGCUCUUCCUUUUCCCUCAGAAGACUUAUCUCCUGUCACUAAAGCAAAUUCAUAUAUUGCACCCCUGCAUCAUGCAUUCCCUUUCAUAGGACGUAGCACUGCUUGUGUCUGCAUUUAACUUCUGCCAUGCGUCAUGCAUCCUCCCACCAUUGCUGUCUUCUGCCGCUUUCUGUAACUCCAUAUAAAUACCAGCUGUGCAUCUGGGCACCUUCUGUGUACCUCAGUCACUUGCAUAUCUCGCAGAGACCUGAAUGUCUUUGUGUUUUUGCCACAGCUGCUCUCCUACUGAGGCUAUCCUUUCUUCUUUCCUAUUUUGGUUUCAGACUGUGCAGGUGUUUGCCACUUCUGGGCUUUAUAUCCUCCUUUUUACCACCCAUCCUUCCAGCUUCUCACAGUCACUUGUCUUUAUCAGUGCUAUUUUUUGGGACAUUUUCAGUCAUGACCCAUCUGAUCCGCAGGGCAUUGCUGCCCUCAGCGUCUUCCUUCACAGGCCAGUGGGGCGCUCUUCUCUUGUGGAUGCAGUUCGUCUCUCAGACCACCAUCAUCCAGCUGGGUCUUGCCAUCAGUCCUGCCAUUAUUUCAGUCUCUUGUACUGCUUAAGGACGAGAGGCCUCAGAAAUGCAUUGGCUUUCUCUUUGCUGUUGCAUGAAGCACAAGCUACCACUUCCAGGCCUGUUUGCUUCUCUCACCCUCAUUAAGAUCAUCACCAUUGUCCCUGUACUGACUGUGCUGUCACACUUUUUAAGUUCUUUAAGCUUUUCUGUGCUAACAGAAUUUACACAAAGCUACACAGUUAAGAAUUUGUUUUCUAGAUUACUGAAAUCUAGCUCAACAUAGGCUUCUGCUGACCACUGUCUUAUGCUAACUAAAAUUAUGCUCUUUCCUUGUGCUUUUAAGGCUUACUUUUGCUCUCUAAAUUUUGUGAAGCAGAGGCAAUUUUCCUGAUCUGUAUUUUGAUAGGAUUCAACGUGUUGGGACUUUGCCAAAGUGGAUCCCCUGAAUGGGCGAACUUCACCCUUAAGGGAAAAAAAAUAAAAAAACCCACUCUAGUAACAGGUGAGGUGCAUUAUAUAUUUGUUACGCAAUUAGCAACUGUUCAGCUCAGUGCUGGGGUAGUCCUCAUGGAAGAGUGUGCUGCGUGAAUACAAAACCAAGAUGAAGGUAUGAAUUUUAAGGUAUUGCCAAAGGGUUUGUAUUACUGCAAAGCUUUCAUGGGGGCUUGUUGGUCCUAGGUUCUGAGCACAGGUACGUACUUUGAAUGAAGAUUUUGUGAGUGAUAAGAAAGCAAAGAGACUGGUAUAAAGAGAGUUCCAUGUUAAGGAGGGUGUACAAUCCAGAAGUUUGUAAAAGGUAAGAGAAUAAGAGGAUGAAUCGUGGAAUGGUUUAGUCAUACUGAAUUAAGUUUCUGAUCGAGCAUGGUGUUUCUGUUGUACAUUUCACUGUUCUCCAGUUCCAGAACACUUCAAAAUGUACAUGGAGAAUUGAGGAGCUUGCUCUCUAUUUUGGGAGUGGACUGUUAAGCCAGUUUUAGUGGAGUGGGCUGUUAAGCCAGAAGAAAAUAAAGAAUUGAUAAUAUG
This is a messenger RNA of Chroicocephalus ridibundus (black-headed gull), 5591 nucleotides long. It is a transcript of the gene MYZAP, whose product is annotated as myocardial zonula adherens protein. Gene Ontology annotation, cellular component: nuclear envelope; RNA polymerase II, holoenzyme; I band. NCBI's taxonomy places the organism in Eukaryota, Metazoa, Chordata, Aves, Charadriiformes, Laridae. The coding region runs from base 84 to 2561 and encodes 825 amino acids. The transcript has 16 exons. Gene Ontology annotation, molecular function: transcription elongation factor activity. The record is from RefSeq and is a predicted model, not a curated record. Gene Ontology annotation, biological process: transcription elongation by RNA polymerase II; intracellular signal transduction; maintenance of ER location.